AUGAGCUGCUAGUAGAUCGACGGGCAGAGCCCUCUUUGCAGCAGCGUUUGGCUUGGAUUCGUGAGGAGAUGCCCGCUGGAGGAACUGCUGGCUAGGGAGAAUCGGCGAUACCCUUUCGAGCACUGUGGACCUGCACCCGAUCUGAUGAACAUUGAUUUUCACAACACCUAUUGGCAGAGGGCUAUAAAUGGUAAACUCACAUCCGUAUGAGGAUAAGUUAUGGCGUUUGAUUGAGUGGCUGAAACUGAUGCGUUUGUUGGGCGCCAGCAAAGUGGUGCUCUACGAUGGCCAAAUGCAUGCGAAUAUGACGCGGGUGGUCAAGGACUAUUUGGCUUCGAGUCCUGGCUUUCUAGAGCUACGUCCCAUGUCCUUGGGCAGGGGUGAACCGCAUGCACGGCCCCAUUUCCAUCACUAUGCCAUGUUGGCGGAUGGCUUCAAUCGAAUACUGAACGAGAUGAUACCCUACAAUGAUUGCUUCUACCGCAACAUGUACAAAUACGACUAUGUGGGUGUGUUCGAUAUUGAUGAGGUGAUAAUGCCCCUCGGAAAUCACACCACCUGGCCGGAAUUGGUGAAGCUGGCCCGAGUUGUCCCAGACUAUGAGAGUCGGACAUCGGCGGAUUGCACCGAAUGGGUGAGCUUCUUUUUCCGCAACGUCUACUACCCGAGGUAUCCGGAACGGCCGAAGGUCUAUAGGAAUCUGUCCAGCUCAUUCUAUAUGCUGCAACAUGUGGAACGCGUGCGGGAGCAUUGCAAUCGAGGGGCGGCGGCCAAGUGUUUGCAUGACACACGUUUUGCCGUAGGUUUGCAUAAUCAUUUCACCUUCUUUCACACCGAGGAAUCGGCGUGUGCCGGCAAAUCGGUGCCCAUUGAGUUUGCCCAAAUGCAGCAUUACCGCGAACCCGACACCAAAUCCCUGCUGAUCGAUCCCAUUGUGGAUGCCAGUAUCUGGCGAUUUCAGCCCCAAUUGCAGGCCAGAGUGGAGGAGCGAUUCCGGCGAUUGGGCUUCCUGCCCACCGAUCAGAAGUUGGCCGAGACUCUGGAAAAGCGACGAAAACGGGAUGAACAGCAGUUGAAGGAGGCAUUGGAAGUGAAGUGCUGGAAAGUUCUUGUUGGGGCAAAUCGGCUCAAACUCUAA
Messenger RNA from Drosophila gunungcola (fruit fly), 1138 nucleotides. RefSeq lists its product as uncharacterized. The coding region runs from base 188 to 1138 and encodes 316 amino acids. The record is from RefSeq and is a predicted model, not a curated record. NCBI's taxonomy places the organism in Eukaryota, Metazoa, Arthropoda, Insecta, Diptera, Drosophilidae. The transcript is spliced from 3 exons.